CUUUUUGUCUUCUUUUAUUGCAACGGCUACUUUCUGUCUCUUCUUUAUCUUACAGAACUAAAACCAAUACUAGUCCAGUAAACAAACACAACAACGUAACGUUGUCAAUAUCAGAAACUAUGGAAACUUAUAAUAACAGUGGUCCAUUAGUAAUGGUGAUAGAGUAUUUAGAAUCGUCAAUGUCGAAAGAUCUUCUCUGCAAAUUCCCCGACAACUCUGCUUACGAUUUCGAUUAUUCCCAGAGCUCUAUUUGGUCUCCUUUAGUACCUCCUCCGCUGUCUUCCGACCGUAGGCUCAGUUUCGGUCUUUCAAGAAAGUUGUCGUACGAGGAUGAUGAAACCUUGUUCGGGAAUAUUAAGAGGAAGUUUUCUAGUGUGCUGUUUGAUAACAUGAAAGUAUACAAAAAUUUGAAGAAGAGACAGAGAAAGGGGUUUGAUUUUUCUCCUGUACCAUCUUCUUCUAAGGUCGGCUCUUGUACUUCAACUCCAAGAAAGGGGUGGGCUAAGGUGCUAAAAGCGGCUUCUAAACAUUUUAAGAAGAAGGGCAAGAAGAAAGAUUCUGCAGGUCAUCUUAAUCUUUCCAAAUGUUUAACUGGCAAUAGUCUUUCGCGCACUACUACAUAUCCAUAGUCAGUGUGAUGGGGAUAUUCUCUUGUAAAUCUAGUAAUUUGCUGGCCAUAAUUUCCAGUAAAAGUAGUAUAUAUGCUGUUGCAUUUGAGCCGAAACACUUGUGUUUCUCCACUAAGUUGUACUUUGAUUAAUUCAUGUUAUAGCAAUUCUAUCAUUGUUGCUAGUGAAAGAUCACGCUUAAUAAUCAGCUUUGUAGCAAUCUAAUCUCUUCAAUGCUAAUACUAUAGAAUUAAGAUCUGCAGGUAAUAUCUAGUUAAGUAUUUGUUCUACAGCAGUCAAAUGACUUGGUUUAGUAACUUUUAGGAUAUUAGGGGAACUUGUGGUCACUGGUGGAAGUUAGACUAUUGUGUUUAGGAAAAUCAGAGUCUGUAACCUGUUGAGAAUUGUGUUUCGAGCAAGAGCCUAAUAGCUAUUAUACACUUGGGAUGUCUUUGUCUUUUUUAAUAAUAUCUGAAUGAGACGGGCUUAAAUGGAGUGACAUGGAGAGUAGUUAGCUUAAAUGAUACACCAACAUUUGACCGGAUAGUGGAAUAGAAGCUAUUUUCCAUAUUUUCAUAGUUUUAACAUCACACGUAGUUUUUCUUGUCAAAGCUUGGUCAGUCAUUUCUUUAAUGAAUUCCCCCUUUCAUCUCAAUUAAGCUGCCAAGUGAAGAGGAUUUGAUAAUUAUAUCUAUAGUCCAGGUAGCAUAUGAGAAGAGGCCUUAUGAUAAGUUUAUUAAACGGAAUAUUUUCAACUUCUAAAAGCAUUUUAUUUCAGUUGAUACCCUCCACCCACCUUAGACGAGGCAAAAGAAAAGAAGAAGAACGAGGCGAGCUUACUUCUUUUUGGGCAGUGGGGGUUGGAAUUGGUGGCUCUCAGGGCUGCAAUUUUUCUCGAUGAUGCAGAGGGUCCCUAGAUCAAUGAUAAGAUUGUGAAUUCAGCAUCUACAUUAAUGUUAAUACAUUUUAUGGUUUCUUGACAAUGCACUUCUAUCCAUUUAUAUUUUAUUUUUAAUUUCCCAAAUUUGCAAGCAAUACUUAGUGGCACAAGUUAUCUCCUCGCAGCUACCUCCAUUGUGAUAGAAACCGACAAAGAAUUUGUGAAGGCUUCGAGUAGUAAGCGAUAGGAUAAUUGUCUGAUAGCUCUGGAAGAGGUUAAUCACAGCCCACAGGAGACAACAAUGUGCGACGAAUCUAGUUUUAGAAGCAUUCAUUAGUCUAAUAGAGGGGGCGUAGAGUCUUUCGGUAAAGGCAAACACAACUAUAUACUA
This is a messenger RNA of Lycium ferocissimum, 1879 nucleotides long. RefSeq lists its product as uncharacterized. The record is from RefSeq and is a predicted model, not a curated record. The coding region runs from base 120 to 629 and encodes 169 amino acids. Lineage: Eukaryota; Viridiplantae; Streptophyta; Magnoliopsida; Solanales; Solanaceae. The transcript has 2 exons.